This is a messenger RNA of Spodoptera exigua (beet armyworm), 897 nucleotides long. Lineage: Eukaryota; Metazoa; Arthropoda; Insecta; Lepidoptera; Noctuidae. The record is from the annotation of a GenBank genome assembly.
AUGUCUUUAAAAUUGCCUCGUCCCGGAAAUUUUGCAGCCGUUCAAAGGGGAAAAUCCUGUAAAAUCGCAACGGAUGGGCACAACACUGACGGAGUCCUCUCAACAGUGAACGUGGUGGAAGCAUUGCAAGAGUUCUGGCAGGUGAAGGCGGCGCGGGGCGGGGGCGCGGGCAGCGGGGGCGGCGCCCUGGUCAUCUAUGAGUCGGUGCCGGCUGCGCACCCGCCCUACGUCUGCUACGUCACGCUGCCCGGAGGAGCAUGCUUUGGGAGCUUUCAGAAUUGUCCGACAAAAGCUGAAGCUCGUCGUAGUGCUGCAAAGAUUGCGCUUAUGAACAGCGUGUUCAAUGAGCAUGAGUCACGUCGUAUCUCCGAGCACUUCAUUGAGAAGGCGGUGGCCGAGGCACGCGCCUCCUUCGCUGGAGACGCGGCCGCGCACCAUCAGGACCCUAGCGCUGGGAUCGCAGCAUUCAGGUUCAUGCUGGAAGCAAACAAGGGCCGGACGAUGCUGGAGUUCCAGGAGUUGAUGACAGUGUUCCAGUUGUUGCACUGGAACGGAUCGCUGCGCGCGAUGCGCGAGCGGCAGUGCUCGCGCCAGGAGGUGGUGGCGCACUACUCGGCGCGCGCGCUCGACGACGCCAUGCGCGAGCAGAUGGCGCGCGAGUGGGCGGCGCGCGAGCGGGACGCGGCGGCCGCGGGCGGCGGCGUGCUGCGCGCCGAGCUGGCGCGCGCCGAGCGCGAGCUGCGCGCCGCCCGCCUUGCCGCGCGCGAGCUGCGCUUCCCCAAGGAGAAGCGCGACAUCCUCCACCUGGCCGCGCGCCUCGCGCCGCCCCAGCAGCAACAGUGAUCUCAUCGCGCAACGCGUCCUCGCCACACUCACACUUUUGUUAUUUAAGUAUAG